AUGGCAGAAGAUGAUGAUGUGCUGUACAUAUCAGAGGAAGAUUCAUCUGAAGAUCCUCCGGAAGAUCUCGGAGGCCUUGAAAAAGGUCAGACUGAUUGGCUGACGCUCAACGUCGGUGGACGCUGCUUCACCACCACGAGAAGCACGCUGGUCAGUAAAGAGCCUGAGAGCAUGCUGGCCCACAUGUUCAGAGAGAAAGACAUUUGGGGGAACAAGCAGGACUCUCAGGGGGCCUACCUGAUAGAUCGCAGUCCAGACUACUUUGAACCCAUUCUGAAUUAUCUGAGACACGGACAGCUCAUCAUCAAUGAAGGCAUCAAUCCUCUGGGUGUGCUGGAAGAGGCUCGCUUCUUUGGUAUUGAGCAGCUUGCUGAACAGCUGGAGACCCUCAUAAAGUCCUCUCAGCCCCCUGAUGACCACUCACCUCUGAGCCGCAAGGAGUUUAUUAGAUUCCUGUUGGCUACGACGACCAAGUCAGAGCUCCGGUGUCAGGGUCUGAACUUUAACAGCGCAGACCUGUCUCGUCUGGAUCUGCGCUACAUCAACUUUAAGAUGGCCAACCUGAGAGGAGCCAACCUGACCCAUGCUAACCUGAGUGGGGCAAACCUGGAGAGAGCAGACCUGUCCAUGGCGUGUCUCGAUGCAGCUAAUCUGCAGGGUGUGAAGAUGCUGUGUACCAACGCGGAAGGAGCUUCACUGAGAGGCUGUAAUUUUGAAGAUCCCGCGGGAAUCAAAGCCAAUCUGGAGGGAGCCAACCUGAAGGGUGUGGACAUGGAGGGGAGUCAGAUGACGGGGAUCAACCUGAGGGUCGCGACACUGAAAAACGCCAAACUGAAGAACUGCAAUCUAAGAGGAGCAACACUGGCUGGGACAGACCUGGAGAACUGUGACUUAUCAGGAUGUGACCUUCAGGAGGCGAACCUGAGAGGCUCAAAUGUGAAAGGAGCCAUCUUUGAGGAGAUGCUGACUCCUCUGCACAUGUCACAGAGUGUGCGGUAAAACACCACAGUCUUCCAUACAGUGCUUUAAAUCACAGCACACACUCCCAGCAGAGAGGAGUUAGUCUCAGUAUGUGACAAAUGUGUGAUUCAUGAUCCUCAAGUACCAACAAGACAACAUUUGAGCAAAGUGUGGUUUUCACAAAUGCAAACAUAUACCAUACAUACACAUAUUUUCACAAUAAAUUGUUUUCUUCAGUUGUUUUAGUGAUUAAUUGAUUAGUUUUUUAGAGUUUAAAAUGUCCAGAAAUAGUGAAAGUGUUUCAGUUUCCUACGACAUCUUUAAAAGUUUUGUUUUGUCUGACCAACAGUCUAAAACAAAGAAAAGCAGAAAACCGUCGCAUUAGAGAAGAUAAAACCAAAAAUGUUUGGCUUUUUAACCAACUAAUCGACUGAUCAAUUAACCGACCAAUUGUUUCAGCUCCAAAUUCUACAAAUAAAUACAACCCAGCUUGAAUACAUUUUAGUUUUCAUAUAUAUUUCCAACUUCUUGUUUUUUAAUCACUUGCUUUUGAAAUGCUUCCUGUGUAUUUAAAUUUCUAAAGAUAGUAGAAGUUUAAUGUGCAGAUUGUUGAAUCAGUUUGAACAAAUGCUUAUUUAGAUUGAUUAACUUGCAGUUUGGAAAUUUAUAGGUGAAAUACAUACAACAAAUCAUCGCUCGUAAAUGUUGUUUUUAUUUGUUGUUCAUGAUGAAACACAUUUGUCACCAGUAGAGCCCGACCGAUAAAUCGGCGUGAUAUGAGCUAAUUGCCGAUAAAUUGAUAUCUGUGUUUAUAACAGCUGAUAAAUUACCAUUUAAAAAAUAACAUGAUUGACUUCUCUCCAUUUCUAAGUGUUGUUGUUGCAUAGUUUGUCCACCGGAGGGCACUCAGCAACUCCCCUGUUGGAAACAUAACCAAACACCACAAUCAGCUGACAUAAUCCGCUGUACUUUAGUUCAAAUACUAUUCAUAACAAUUAAAAAGUUUCAUUUUUGAUUGCAUUAUGUUAUGGUGUCUUGGUGAGUUCUCAUAAGUACACACAACACAGGCUAGAGAUAAUCUUUAUUUAUGUUGUGUGUUUUUAAGAAGAAGAGAAAAAAAAAUAUUGGCUGAUAAAUCAGAAUAUCUAAUUUUAAAUAAAAUAUCUCAAAUAUCCAAAUCUGUGUUGGUCUUGAAAAUCCCAUAUCCGUCAACGGUAUCUUCACUAAUUUCUCUCUGUACAUGUCUCGCUGUGAUGAUGACCAAUAAAUGCCAAACUUUGUAUUUUGCUCUGAACCAAAUCUCAACACGCGUCGGCAUGAUUAAUCAAACAGUUUUCUACACAUCGUCAAAGCUUUGCAACGGUCUGUGUGUCCCCUGGAGAGUUGUACAGCAGUGGGCUGUUGAAUGUAGUUUUGUUUAUAAAAGUAGUUUGACAAGUUUUAUGAUAUUCAUAUGCCUUCAAAACUCUUAUGAGCAGUUUAAAGUAGUUUGAAAAACAUUUUAAUUAAAUGUAAUCAAUCCAAAUGCUGAUAAUUGUAUAUCAUAUUUUUCCAAUGUCUGCAAACACUGAACUCAACUUCAGCUUCGGGAUAAAAUAUUCAUAAUUUAAAUACCUACAGUGUAAAAGCUAUUUGGAAACACUGUUUAUACCUACGACAGGAUAAAAGUGGGAUGGAGCAAAUAUUUAAAGUGUAGAGACUUGAAUGUGGUGAAACAACAUUUUGAUUUUGCUACAAAUGAACCAUAGUUUCAGUUUCUCAGAUAUUUAGGUUUGCACUUUGUUUUUUUGGCUCAUAUAAACUAGUUUUGUUAAAUGAUGUGUUUUUUUUAGGGGUUAGGGUUUGACAUACUAUAAACUAUAUUCAGUCUUUGUGGAACUGCGUGGAUUUGAACAAGCUCCACCUCUGACAGCUGCUUACUGAAAUGUUGUCGUCCUGUUUGUGGUCUUACUUAUUAUGUGAUUAAACGUUAAAAGUAAAAAUGCCUUGUACAACAGUUCAUAUGUAAAAUGCACAUUUACAUCUGCAGUAUGUGACAAACCUGUAAAACUAAAUUUUUAAAUCUGAUGUAUUUUAGAAAUAUUAAACAGCCUUUUCUGAGUCUGGGUAUGAUGGUGCUGGUUCUGCUGUUUUAACAUGAUGUUUGGUUAAUUACUGUGCUAACAGGAACAUUUAUAUUUUAGUGACUGCUACUGAAUCAUUCUCUAAGUGUGUGUGUGUGUGUGUUUUUUGUCUUUAAGUCACCGGCUACAAGAGUCAAAGCACGUUACACGUAAACUGCUGUGAAAUGUGAAACCACGAGGUGCUAAAAAGAGUUAAAUAAAUGUUUUACUUCAAA
Molecule: messenger RNA, 3298 nt
Organism: Micropterus dolomieu (smallmouth bass)
Lineage: Eukaryota; Metazoa; Chordata; Actinopteri; Centrarchiformes; Centrarchidae
Product: BTB/POZ domain-containing protein KCTD9-like
Exons: 11
Coding region: 1-999 (332 amino acids)
Biological process (GO): protein homooligomerization
Molecular function (GO): protein binding
Source: RefSeq, a predicted model, not a curated record